This is a messenger RNA of Adelges cooleyi (spruce gall adelgid), 2267 nucleotides long. RefSeq names its product inaD-like protein. The transcript is spliced from 7 exons. NCBI's taxonomy places the organism in Eukaryota, Metazoa, Arthropoda, Insecta, Hemiptera, Adelgidae. The record is from RefSeq and is a predicted model, not a curated record. Bases 239 to 1981 code for a protein of 580 amino acids. Gene Ontology annotation, molecular function: protein binding.
AACCACGCGUUAGUUAGUUCCGUGAUGGCAGUCUGGUCGUUUCGUUCUUGCUCGCUCCGUGUUUUCAAUCGAGUUUUAACGGUUAUAAAUUAUAAUCUUGAUGCGAUAAUGAUAAUUUAAUAAUAUAUUAUUAUUAUAUAUAAGUGCUGUGAUAAAAUCGGGAAAACCUUAUUUGGAAUUGAGAAAGAAAACGUUACCGGAUUAAUAUUGAUGUUUGUACAGAAUUGAUUAUAAAAAUAUGAAGUGGUUUCAAAAAAACGGCGAAGACGCGGCAUCGCCUCGUUUACUCAGCUUGUCGCCAAUAAGAAACGGUGAAACCGGAACUCCUGAUUAUUCAGAACGGUAUUAUCAGAUACCACCAGGACCGAGGAGAUCGAGAAUAGAUACUCCUACGACUCGAUGGGAGAGCUCAGACUAUAACAGAGACGUCAGCUGUUAUAAUUUGCGAGACCGUACCAUUGUAGUGCAAAGCGUACGUAGUAGACCAAUCAAAGAGAAACGUAAUCCAUUACUGGAUCAAAUUAAGCACACGGGUCUCACACACUUUAAGCCUCAUACUACCAACAAUGAAAUUCACGUGGACUCGGUGUGUAAGGUGGAGAAUGUAGAAGAAGACAACGGGGAAACCAAGACAAGUAGAUUGAAAACCAUAUCAGAUAAAUAUCUCAAGACGGCCACACAUAGAUUUUUAGCGAAACUUUAUAAGAACUCAUCAAAUAAGACUAAUAAUACUCAAACGGAAGUAGAACCUUCGAUGGAUGCGAGACAUGAAGAUACUAAGGUGAAGUUGAGGAGCCUAUCUUAUGGGGCCCUACCGGGUGUAGAAGAAUUUCGAAAAAAAGCACCCAACCACCAGUUGAUAGACAAAACACAUAUGGCACCUGAGGACGACGAUAGUGGAAUACUUUUGAACGACCCACCAAAUGAAUUAACAACAGCUUGCUCUGAGUUUUGUAGUCCCAACCGUUAUUUAAGGAGUGCCUCUCAGUAUGGCAAAAAACGAAAUUGCAUAUUUAGUUUACCACCAGAUAGUCAACAUAAUGCGGCAUCUUCGCUGGCAGACCAAACAUCCAAUCCUGGCGAUUACUGGGAUUACAGAACAGUGCAGCUGUGUAGGGACUACCCAAAACAGGUUCUCGGCGUUAAGAUCAAAGAAGUACGAGUAGAAGACAGUUUUAGCUAUACCGUUAUUAAUGUAAUCCCAGGUGGAGUAGCUGACCAAACAAGCGAUUUAGAAGUAGGCGAUCAUAUUAUCAACGUAAAUGGCCACCGCCUGGAAGGAGUCGACCCCUCGGAAGCUAAUCGUUUGCUUAACGACGGCAGUAGCUCUGUGAACUUGAUAAUAGCCAAACAAAAACCCACAGAGUCUAAAUUCGAUCGGAAAACCCGGUUGAGAAUGCCCGAAACGUCGGUAGACUAUGAAAAUAACGAGUCCUUUAGCGCGUUACAAAACCACAACAAAACCGGAUGUACGAUUGUUUGUGUAACACCACCUCCGACGUCUAGUUCGCAGCAACUUUCCACUAAGAAUAACGUUUCUACCGUGUACUUAAAUAGCGAUAGACACUAUUUGGAGACCGACUGCGUGACCUUCUGUACGUUGCCUAGGCGACCCAAGUCCGCCAAAUGUACCUUUCACACGUUUGUGCUAGAAAAAGGCCCUGGGAAAAAAGGAUUGGGCUUCACAAUCGUCGGCGGCAAAGAUUCCCCUAAAGGCGCAAUGGGUAUAUUCAUUAAAAGUAUUUUGGACAAUGGACAAGCGGCUGAUGACGGCAGAUUGAGGCCAGGUGAUGAAAUUUUAGCCGUUAACGGUAAAGAUUGUCAAGAUCUUACACACUCGGAAGCCAUUACACUGUUUAAAUCGUUUAAAAGUGGAUCUAUCGCCCUUCACGUUUGUCGCAGAUCCAAAGUAUCUAAUAGAUCGGCCAAAGCCCACUCAUGUUCAAAUCUUUUGGAUAAUAACGGAGUUGAGUCUGAUUAAUUACAAGGGCUGUUCCGUUUAACAUUUAUCUAGUCGUCAGCGUCCAUGUGAAUAAUUAAUUAUUGUAUAGCUGACGUUAACCUAAUAUUAUACCUGAAAUCAACAAUUACUAUGUACUGUUAGUCUAGAUUAUUAUUGCCUAUAGUACAAGUUACAAUGUUUAUUAGGCACGGAUGUGAUGCUUAACAAUUGUUAUAAUCUAGUAGGUAUAGUUAAUUGUUUCUUAAUUAUUGUGUUCCUAUAAUUAUCGUUUUAAUAUUUGAUUUUUUUUUGUAUUUCGUUAAUU